CCGUGCGUACGUCCACCACCCCCCACCACACUCGAUACACACGACGGAGUGCUUCGGAUCGGGCGGCGUGCCGGGCACCGACUGCGAGCCGGAGUCAAAACACCGCGCACACUGUCUACCGAUGGAAGGGUCCAGAAGCAACCGCGGCCAAACGAGGGAGCAUCUGAGCGACCGUAGGACUGUCGGUGCGGACGAUCACUGACCCUAAACUCAUACCUGUGAAGAAGUGGAGUAACGUUCGGCGGCGUGUGAAGUUUAGCUUUUUUGGCUACGUUCCUUCUUUUUCGCUUGUGUGAGUGGGCGCGCGCGGCUUCGGGGUCUGCUCUGCCCCGGGAAAAAAAGAACCCAUGCCGGCUCCGUAUCGACCCAACAUGGCCGCGCUUCUCGUGUUUUGGCUGUGGGUUGCUGCUGCGGGAUUUCCCUGUGUGUUGUGCUCUGCCGAGACUGUGGGCUUCGAGGCAGCCUUUCAAGGCGAAUGUCGAGUGGACGGCCCGUGCCAACAGAUGUGCUUCGACUUACACGACGGGACGUUCGAGUGUGGUUGCACGCCCGGCUACCGGCUAUCUUCCAACGGCUACAGCUGCCAACCCUUGCAACAAGGAGAACCGGAACCGGAGAACCGGCACAAGGGCGAGUCGCCUACCGUCUCGGCCAGUGACGUCAAACAGAGGACCACAAGCAGCGGCGCUGGAUACGGGAGGCAAACUCCGAUAAUGCGGAGGCGAAUGCACGGAAACACCAUAGACACGCCGGGGAGCCAGAUGAGGCCCGCCCGCACUGACGAGGGAUCUCCUGGAGACGCAGAGUACGAAAACAACGUGGAUGCCAUCCUGGGCGAAGACGCGGAUCUAUCUCGGCAGCAACAGCAUCGCGGCGUCGGCGCCAGCCAGUUGUCCCGCUCGGCGGGUCACAAGCGGACUUCGCAAAGCGGUGCCGAGGCGUCCGACGGUUGGCAGGGUGACGACCCGGGGCCGGCUGCGGCAUCGUGGGACGGCGACCGGCAGCGUUCGUGGCAGGACGACGAUCCUUGGUCAGAGGACGCCCCGUAUUCGUCGGACAAGCAGCGGAAGCGCCGCGGACCGGCUACGGAGGCUGGCGGAGAAGGUAGCCCCUACGAGCCACCGCUCAACACGAUCGCCAUGACCACCGUGGCCACCAUCAACGACCAGGAGUCGGUGGUGGCCCCGGGAAUCGCGUCGCCGUGCCAGCAGCUCUCCUGCUCGAGGACCGGCCGUUGUGUCCAGGACGAACGAACGGGCAGCGUGCGGUGCGCAUGCGCGCUCGGUUACACGGGAGCCUUCUGCGACCAAGAAGUGGACCUGCGACGUCCCCGUUUUUCCGGUUCCUCGUACCUGGCGCUGCCGACGCUGCGGGACGCGCACAAGUCGAUGCAGAUCACGCUCCAGUUCCGGCCGGAGACGCACGACGCCCUCCUCCUUUACUCCGGAGAGACGGCGGAGCUCCAGGGAGACUACUUCGCCAUCCUGCUGUCCAAGGGCUUCGUUGAGUUCAGGUUCGACUGCGGCAUGGGUCCAGGAACACUGCGCAGCGAUCAGCCGGUGCUGCUAAACGCCUGGAACACGCUCACAGUGUACAGGGACCGAUGGGACGCUUGGAUGCAGCUGAACAGCGGUCACCAAGUACAAGGCCGUUCCAAAGGUCUCUUCUCGAGGAUAACGCUGCGGCUCAACGUCUACCUCGGCGGGUCUCCCAACGCCAGCCUCGCUGCCGGCAGGUUGGGCGUCAGAGAAGGAUUAGUGGGCUGCAUUCGACAUCUGGAGAUUAACGGGCGCCGCUACGACUUCCGGUCCACGUCAUUACGAGGCGACGCCAUCGAGGGCCUCGACGUUGACGAAUGUGGCGGCGACGGAUGCAGCGGAGUGAGCUGUCAAAAUGGCGGCCAGUGCAUCGCCAACGGAGUGGAACAGGGUGUAUGCCUCUGUGCCUUGGGCUUCGCGGGAGCCUCGUGUGAAACACCUGUGGAGAUCGUGGUGCCAUCAUUCAAUGGCUCGUCGUACCUCCGGUUCCCCGGACUGGGCAACGACCAUCUGUCGUUCCUGGAUGUCCAACUGGUCAUGAAGCCGUUGUCGCCGCACGGCGUCUUCUUCUACAACGGGGCCAAGAUGGACGGCACGGGUGAUUUCGUGUCGCUCCAGAUGGCCGACGGACACGUCGAAUUCCGCUUCGACCUCUCUACUGGCACCGCAGUAAUGAGGAGUCCCUUCCCGGUGGCCCUGGGCGAGUGGCACAUGGUCAAGGCGUCCCGCACCGGUCGACUGGGAACCCUGAUGAUUGACGGACAACCCAGGGUGGAGGCCCACUCACCGGGCGCAUUCACACAACUGUCGCUUCCGCUGAACCUGUACCUGGGCGGUGUGCCUGACCCCAAGGAGACGGCGGUCGGCGCCGACGUCAUGCAGUCCUUCGUUGGUUGUGUACAAAGGCUGACCAUCAACAACCGGCCCGUGCGAUUGAUGCAAGAGGCCCUGUCUGGGGUAAACGUGGCCAACUGCGUCCAUCCUUGCGUCACGGGUCCCUGUUACAACGGCGGCGCCUGUCAGCCGCGCAUGGAUCUGUACGCCUGCCACUGCAAGCUCGGCUACGCCGGAUCGAACUGCCAGAACGAGGUGAAGGAGGCCAUCGCAGAACCGAUGAUGGGUGGAGCCAGCUACCUUCAUUACACUUCGGAUGACAUCAUGCGAAGGAUACGUGGCGACCAGCUCGACGUGAUCCUAGCCUUCCGGUCGUUCUCGAGUCACGGCCUACUGUUCUGGGCCGGGGACUCCAGCCAACAGAACCGGGGCACCCUCUACUCGCCAUCGGACUACCUGUCCUUGGGGCUGGAGAAGGGUCUACUGACCUUACGAUUCAACCUGGGUUCCGGCGAGGCGCAGCUCUGCUGGAACACUACGCGGGUCGAUGACGGACGCUGGCAUCGUGCAGCUCUGAGCCGGAGCCGUCAGCUGGCAACGCUGGGCCUGGACGGGACAUCACCCGUGGCGGUGACGUCACCGGGACGACUGAGGCAGCUCAACGUGCGCAGCGGACUGUACAUCGGUGGCAUCGGCGACGUUACCCACGUGACCAGAGGGCGCUACAAGUCCGGCUUGGUCGGUUGUGUUGCGAAUCUCACCCUCGCCGGAGACUACCACGUGCGACUCGUGUCACACGCUGCCACGGGCAUCAACGUACAACCCUGCCUUUGAGCAGGAGGCGGCGCACCGCACGUACCGCUGCCUGCAGAAGUUACGACGAGGCUCAGAGAACGGCGUUCCAGGGUAACCCCAGAGAUCCGUUGUGCCCGCACCUUCGUUUGGCCACUAGGACUGGUACUUCACGUGAGCGCUCUCCAGAAGAGCAACGCGGCAGUAGCAGGCAGAUGAAUCGUCGUAUAGCGACAGCCAAGGGAUGACUGGCCUGUCCGAAUUGCGACGUACGCACCGAAAGUCAAACGCUAUGACAGCAUUGCGCGCCGUACCACUCAUGUAGGAACCCCACUAGUCCACAUACAUAGACUGCCCCCUUCGUUCCAUGACGCGCCAAGAGCAAUCUCUCGAUUGCCAGAUUCCCCGGGGACCAUUAACGAGCGACGCUGGGGUUGCCCUGGAUGCGAGGUAGACGACGAAACAAAAGCUCGGAAAGUAUGGAUGACACGUGCGGAAAUUCUGGAUCUGCCUGCCACGGAGACAGCUUUUCCGACGUCUAGAAACUACGCAAGUGCCCACACCACCAUUAUAGCCCCACUGUUACCCGCGACAUCACAAAGUAUGGCCACAAGCAGUCGGACGUUACGUGACAAUGUCGUCCGAUGUACCGUCGUGGCAUGGACUCUUGUUGAGUUGGCCCGAAUAGACGUGUGUAGUGCUUUAAUUAACCCAAUGGAUUGUGUGUCGCCGUAUAUAUCCCCGCCGAACAAUGCGGGGGCCACUACGACACCCGACAGCUUUGCUACGUCUUCAAGCAUGCAAACAAGGGACUGCCACCGACAAUGACUAGUGAUGUACUGUGGAAUGCGUGUGAACAGCCGAAAGCAUGCGUUACGGCAUGGUGUACACUUGAUCAUCCUUACACGGUUACAGCUAAUGUUUCAGCGCCUUGUCUCAUUCCUGUAGGUGUACAAUCACAGCACACGGUAAUUCGCUGCAACGUGCGGAUGUGCAUUGCAGGACGGCUAUCCUUCGUUCCUGAAAUUGCAAAUUGGUGACGAAUUCGGUAGGA
Messenger RNA from Rhipicephalus sanguineus (brown dog tick), 4218 nucleotides. RefSeq names its product pikachurin. NCBI's taxonomy places the organism in Eukaryota, Metazoa, Arthropoda, Arachnida, Ixodida, Ixodidae. Gene Ontology annotation, molecular function: calcium ion binding. The record is from RefSeq and is a predicted model, not a curated record. Bases 348 to 3206 code for a protein of 952 amino acids. The transcript has 15 exons.